UGCGUGGUUUUUGUGCCGACGUAAAUGGGUGUAUUAACUAGACCUCAAGAGGGCAGAGGCGUGAGGCGCUGCGGACUGCAAGAGGAGAGAGAGGGAGCUGAGCCUCAGUCCUCGUUGCUGGUGACCGGGUCCAGCCGGAAUCACUCCUUAGAGCUCAAGGUGCGCAGUCUGGUCCGGCGUGAGAUCCCCUGUGCUUUCCAGGUGAAGCUGGCCACCCCGCAGCCAGGAGCGAGGAUGGAAAAGCGGGUGUUCGGGAGGUUCUUCUGUCAUUUGUCUACCUACAGACUGAUUUGGUUCUUGGCUGCAGUGACGCUAUGCAGGGCGCAAGUGGUGACCCAAGAUGAAAGAGAGCUGCUGAACACACCUGCUUCCUUACGAUGCUCUCUGGAAACUUCCCAUGAAGUCUUGAUUGUGACGUGGCAGAAAAUCAAAGCCGUAAGCCCAGAAAACAUGGCUACCUUCAGCAAGAACCAUGGUGUUGUGGUCCAGACUGCCUAUAAGGAUAAGAUAAACAUCACUGAGCUGGGACUCCAGAGCUCAACCAUUACCUUCUGGAAUACUACCUUGGAUGAUGAGGGGUGUUACAAGUGCCUCUUCAAUACUUUUGGUUCCGGGAAAAUCUCAGGAAUAGCCUGCCUCACCCUCUUUGUACAGCCCACAGUAGUCCUUAACUAUAAAUUCUUUGAAGACCACCUAAAUAUCACUUGCUCUGCCAAUGCCCGACCAGCCCCUGUGAUCUCCUGGAAGGUCUCUGGGUCAGGAAUGGACAACAGUACUGAGAUUUUCUCACACCCCAAUGGCACCACAUCUGUCACCAGUGUCCUCCAGGUCAAGGACCCCAAGAGUCAAGUGGGGAAGGAGGUGAUAUGCCAGGUGCUGCACCUGGGGACUGUGACCAGCUUCAGGCAAACUGUGAACAAAGGUUUUUGGUUUUCAGUUCCACUUUUGUUAAGUAUUGUUUCCCUGAUAAUUCUUCUGAUCUUAAUCUCAAUCUUACUAUACUGGAAACGUCGUAGGACCCAAGACCGAGAGCCCUAGAAGAGUCAUAGAACCCUGAAAGUUAUUCUGUGGUCUACUUGAAUCUGAUGAGGAGGAAAGCAGGAGAAAAGGGGUCAUUCUCCAAGAGAUCUGAAAGAGCAAAAGAGGUGGGAGUAAAAGGCCUAAAAAUGUCAAGACUUUCUCCUGCCAUCUAAGUUACCCAGUGCUUGUGCGAGUUCCAAGAGGAAAUCAUUUUACCUCUCAGGUCUGUUGUAGGACUUGAUUUUGUAAAGCAGUGCAGUGUUGUACUGUUGAAAGGAUACUGGACUUAGAAACACGGGCCACCACUUAGAGGCUGACUUUGCCUGAGACUGGUGGCAACCCUGUGUUAAUCACUAUUCAAUGAGCUUCCACAUUUGCACCCAGAAAAUUAAUAAGUAAGGCCAGAUAACUGACCAUUCUGCUCUAAACAAUUAUGUAAUUCCGGGAAAGGGGGAAUAAAGGGAAAAGAUGUGAAAAAGAGAGAAGAAAGAAGUCAAGAAGACUAAGGACCAAAGAACUUCACCGAGAUUACCAUUUGCUUUCCUGUGGAUGUUCCAUCUUUUCUUCCCCUAAUCUUAGGUCUGUUAGUCUGUUUCCUCAUCACUUGGAGUCUAGUCUACUACCUGCUUACUGCUUUGCUAAUAGCUGUUAUCUCUAGAACCCUUGGUUUCUCCGCUAUUCUUCAUGUACCUCUGUGACAUUUACCACAAUGAAAAUGGGACUGAAUUUAUUGUGAAAUAACAUUGGCAACUUUCACUUUACUUACCUAUUUUUAUAGCAGAAUAAAUAUUGCUAGUCUUAGAUAGCAGUUCACAUUUUUUAAAAAAGCAUGCAUUGCUUAUUUAUCGCAUAAUAUGACCUGGCCCCAUUUUAGUCAUUCUGAAUUCAGACUAGUAUAAUGAAAAUAUAUUAUGAAAACAGGCAUUUUGGAGGUUCAAGUGCUUUGACUCUCCUGGCUUCUUUCCCCGUGAGUUCACUUUUCACAGUAGCAGAGGAAGCAAGUAUGGGUAUACAAUUCCUUUUGUUCUAAAUAUAUCGAUUUAAUUAGUGGAACAAUUUUUGAACUUUUAAAUAUCAUAAAACCCAUUAGUGACUUUUUCAGUAUCUUUUGCUUCUUUGUCUGUAUCCCGUGUGACCUUGGAACUAAAACUUAAGUUGUUUUCAUUGUUGAAUUGGAUAUUUAUAUAUUUAGUAAGCUUUUCGGAUGUUAUUUAAUUCUGUAUUGUUUCUUAUAUUUGUAUUAAGAUGCCAAAUAAUUAAAAGUUUCAACUCUAAA
This is a messenger RNA of Pteropus alecto (black flying fox), 2296 nucleotides long. RefSeq names its product CD200 molecule (gene CD200). The transcript has 6 exons. Lineage: Eukaryota; Metazoa; Chordata; Mammalia; Chiroptera; Pteropodidae. Gene Ontology annotation, molecular function: cell-cell adhesion mediator activity. The record is from RefSeq and is a predicted model, not a curated record. Bases 25 to 1038 code for a protein of 337 amino acids. Gene Ontology annotation, biological process: negative regulation of macrophage activation; regulation of immune response.